Plodia interpunctella (Indianmeal moth) is the source of this 4945-nucleotide messenger RNA. It is a transcript of the gene IA-2, whose product is annotated as IA-2 protein tyrosine phosphatase. Gene Ontology annotation, biological process: regulation of secretion; protein dephosphorylation. Gene Ontology annotation, molecular function: protein tyrosine phosphatase activity. The transcript has 23 exons. The record is from RefSeq and is a predicted model, not a curated record. Gene Ontology annotation, cellular component: secretory granule; synapse. NCBI's taxonomy places the organism in Eukaryota, Metazoa, Arthropoda, Insecta, Lepidoptera, Pyralidae. The coding region runs from base 144 to 3242 and encodes 1032 amino acids.
GCCCGUUUCAUAGCCACAGCUGGUGGCGUCGCGUUCGAGAUCAAAACGAAUCAACCUGAGUCUCAGUGAUUAUUGUGGACAAUCUAAGUGCUCUGCUGUACUACGGACAUGCUCUGGAUUCAUUGGCGGCUCUAAACGAUGUGAUGUGCCGCCUGUGGCGGCGGCAGGCUCUAUGGGCGCUGGCGCUGUUCAGCUCGCUGGCGCCCGCGCACGCCGAUGGUAACAUAGGUUGCUUAUUCAGCGCAUCCUUAUGUGUAGAGGGCGUGGAAUGGUGCUACGACGAUUUCGCUUUUGGGAAGUGUAUUUUAAUCUACGAUGAAGAACAGGAGGAUGGCGCCCUCUACAAAUACGACAUGAGCACAGAUCAACUGCAAUGGUUUGAAGACGAGCUACAACGAUUGGCUUCCCGUGGUUAUCGCUGGGAGCAUGCGUACACGCAGUGCGAGCUGCAAGCCAUGCUUUACGCGCUGAGACAAGGGUUAGAUCGGAAUGAGGUGAAUACUAAAAUUUGUGAACAAUUCGUUGAUCCGAAACUUACUUCAGAUUCCGUUGUAGACGAAGAUCAAAACUUGGAGAUUGAACCAGAUGAAACAGCAUUUGUAAGAUUCACUCCAAAUUCAGCAAAAGAAGACUCUGAUUUCGCCAAUGAAGUUUAUAGUCCACCUUUUACACCUGAUGACGACCCUACGCCAUAUCUUAUACCAAAAGAUUUACCCAUCACUGACGACGAAACACCAAGUGAUAAGUUACGUGAUUUACUAAUGAUGAGUGACGAUUCACCUGUAAUUGUACCCUUUGAAGGGUUUAGAGAAAGAAUUCAAGCUGAAAAGGAUUUAAACAAUGAUGAUACCGGUCCAUCCGUAUUGAUUGACAAACAGAAAAAAUCACUUCCUGAUGAUAAUCAAAUCUCUCUUGAUCGUAAUAUCUAUCCUGAAGUAGACGGUUUAGGCGUCCGUUUUCGUAAAUUCAAGACCAAGGCACCCCCUUACACAGCUGAGUACCUAAUGGGCAACCGAUUUUCUCCACUGGAUGCUGAAGUACGUUCAAAUGCUUUAGAAAAGUAUAAACAAAGUUUUGCGGAGAAAAAUUUCCCGUUUGAAUAUGAAGACAGUGAUAUCCAAGAACCAAGGAUUUAUAUAAAUGAAGACGGUGUGGAUGAGAUACCUUUCGAUACUGGCAGUGGAGAACAUGAUCCUUAUCAUAUACAAGAUAACAACAUGAAUAGUAUGCCAUCAAAACCAUCAAAGAAUAUGGAAUAUCUUUUGAACUAUUGGCGGGAAGUAGUGAAUUCUAAAUUAAAACCACAUGGUGCUCUCUACGCGGAGGGAGGCCCGCUGAAAGCCGAUGAGAUACAGGGCGAGUCAGGUGAAAAUUCCAAUUUUUAUUCCGAGGAUAUUCAAGAUUUUCUUAAUAAUGAGUGGGGCUUUAUGCGUAGGGAAAGAGACGAUGUUAAAAAGCCCGGGCCGCGCCUGGACGCUAAAACGUUAAAGAUUUUAUACCACAAUAAAUCAGUGACAGCACACGGAUCGCCAGAAGCACAUAAAGCGGAGCACGAUGGAGGCCAUGACCAUAAUGAUUACGAUUACGACCCUUCGUACGCGUACGUCCUUUUCAAAAAUAGGUUCCUUACCGACUGGGAGAAGGGUAUAACUUUCAUUGCGAGACUCGAAGAAAUGCUUGGAUUAGAAAAGAAUACUUUCACAAACCCUCGUGUUGACCCAGGUGAAGUGACUUUCAAAGUGGAGAAGAAUAGCAAAGGAUACGACGCAGUAGAUGUCGCUCGUCGAGUUGAUGUCAUCAAAGAAGACUUGCGACGUGAGACAGGAGCACAGGUCCUGUCAACCGGCGUGGGAGAUCGGAAACAUUUUCAGAGCAAACGCCCCGUAAUCCGCCACAUGGGUGCAUCCGACAAUCUGUUCUUUGGCCUGGAACUGCCUGUUCUUCUUGCUCUGGUGGGAAGUCUGACGGUCCUGAUUGUCGGAGCUGUGGUGUUCGCGGUGUUGGUGAAGAGAGACAUGAACUCGAAGAGGAAGAUGCAGGGUCUGUCCUCAGCAGCCGAUGUGGAUGCAGAAGCCACGAGGGAUUAUCAGGAGUUGUGUCGAGCCCGCAUGUCGGGCAAGUGGCCUGGGCAGCAGACCGCCGCCGCGCCCCCGCACCCCUCGGAGCCCCCUCAGAGGAUCACCUCUCUGUCCCGCGAGCCCGAUGCCAACUCGCCUUCCACACGAUCCAGUACAUCUUCAUGGAGUGAAGAACCUGCGCUAACUAACAUGGAUAUUUCUACUGGACACAUGGUUUUGGCUUACAUGGAAGACCACCUGCGCAACAAGGACCGUCUCGAGCAAGAAUGGCGUGCGCUCUGCGCGUACGAAGCGGAGCCCUGCGCCACCACCGCAGCCCUGAAACAGGAUAAUACCGGAAAGAAUCGCUACGCUGAUGUGUUGCCCUACGACCACUCUAGAGUCUCUCUGAAUACCCUGUCCAAUCAUCUCGGAUCUGAUUACAUCAAUGCUUCAACCAUAACGGACCACGACCCUCGUAACCCCGCGUACAUCGCAGCCGCUGGGCCGCUGGCCCACACAGCCCCCGACUUCUGGCAGAUGGUCUGGGAGCAGGGCAGUGUGGUCAUGGUCAUGCUGACCAGGCUUAACGAGAACGGGCAGCAGCUGUGCCAUCGCUACUGGCCUGAGGAGGGCUCCGAACUCUAUCACAUCUACGAGGUUCACUUGGUGAGCGAGCAUAUCUGGUGCGACGACUACCUGGUGCGCUCCUUCUACCUCAAGAACCAACGCACCGGCGAGACCCGCACCGUCACGCAGUUCCACUUCCUCUCCUGGCCUGAGAACGGAGUACCGGCAUCCACUAAGGCGCUGUUGGAAUUCCGAAGGAAAGUGAAUAAAUCCUACAGAGGACGGUCCUGCCCAAUCGUUGUCCAUUGCAGUGAUGGAGCAGGCCGAACUGGAACAUAUUGCCUAAUUGACAUGGUCCUAAAUCGUAUGGCUAAAGGCGCUAAGGAGAUUGACAUCGCAGCCACCCUGGAGCACAUCAGAGACCAGCGACCGCGCACUGUCGCCACCAAACAACAGUUCGAAUUUGUUCUAAUGGCCGUGGCUGAGGAGGUUCAUGCCAUACUGAAAGCGUUGCCCGCACACCUACAACAACUCCAAGAGAAGAGGGACAAGGAGAAAGAGAAGGAAAAAGAAAAAGAGAAGGACGGCAACGACAAGGAGAAACCCAACAAUUAAUAGACCGCUUGCGCAGACUGGACGACGAAACUUUUGGUUAACUGACUUGCAAUUAUAUGUUAUGUAUCACUCAAGAUGAGAUUGAUUGAGAAUUUCGCUCACUUUUUAAAUUAAUUGCUUAAUUUUAAAUUGUAAUUUAUGCCAUUUCAUAGAAGAUUAUAAGUAAUAAACUGGUAAUAAACGAAAUUUUGCAAAGUAUACAAGUGCGUCAUCAUAAACUUUUUUUAAAAUCUCUUAACUUGGGUUGUGGGUUGUGGCACCCCGUAGACCUCUCACCAACGUAUCCAAAUGGCUGGAUUGGUUUUAUAAUAGGUACACUAGUUCUUUUAUUUUCCUUUCAUGCGAGAUUCUCAAUAUAAAUCAUUUUAGUGAUUGUACUUUAAAGCUUUGUUGUGCUAAUUUAAUUUCCUAAAGCAUAAAUGUAUAUCAAUUACGGGGGUAAUGUUAUAAAAUAAUCUAGAAAUUUCGUUAUUGGAUCUUUCGUGAAAACUACAUUCACCUUUAUAUCGGAAUCAGAAGAAUACUUUUAUAAGUUAGUCUUAGUAUAUUUUUUUGACAUAAUGUUGAAAGUAGUUUUAAAGAUCCAAAUAUGUUAUAGCGCUGCAUGAUUUGUAGCCGCAAAACUGGGCAUUUAUUUUUCUAAUAAGCUCUUUAUCAGCAGAUUUCAUAUUUUCAUAAAAGUUACAAACUUAGACUAAUUUUAAUAAGAUUACACGUUUUAUAUCCUUCCUUUAUUUUGCCUACUAGAUUUUCAAAAAGAGUCAAUUCUGAGGGUGUCUUUCUACAUUGUAAUUUAGUUUGCAUGUAUUUUUUAUUUCGUCAAUUAAAUCACGUACCUAAGCAGCCUAAGUCUUUAUAUUAGUGAUUAUUAUUCCUUUAUUUACUAGCGUCAUAUCUUAACUGUUGCUAUAUAUAUGGUAAAAUUAUUAUUAAAAUGUUAUUGUAUUGUUAUAGCGACUUAUACCUAACAUUUGAGGAUUCAAAAUUUAAGACCAAUGCAUACAAUGAGAGUACCUUUUUAAGAAAUUUUUAAUUCUUACAUCUAUAUAAUAUUUACACACGGCCCUAAGUUAGACCUUUUGUCUUGACAUAGGUGGGUACAAAUCGUUAUCGGGCAUAUAAUGCGCGUCUCUGUGGAAUUUAUCUAGUCAAAAACUUAAUUUUAUUGUUUCAAUGUUACUGCUUUUACCGUUAGAUAUAUAGCCCUAAUUAUUUACGUUAAUGCAUAUGGAUUGUGUAUAAAAAUCAUGUUAAGUAGGUACUUAUUUUUGCAUAUAUAGGUACCUAAUGAUUUAUUUACAUCUAUUGUAAUGUAACACGUACUUUAAUCUUAGAUAUAUAAUAUACAAACGACUUUGCCGAAUCAUAUCCUAAAUGAACGGAAUACCUGAAAUAUGAAAAGUAAUCACCUUAUACAUACUUCUGAGAUCAAAAUGAAUACUUAUUUACAGAAAGUAGCUGACGCAAUAGAGUUAAUAAUACGUAUAUAUAUGUAUUAUGUAAAAGAUUUGUAUAAGAUUAUAUUUAUUGCAUAUACGGGAAAAUGUAAAAAAAAAUAUUACCUACCCACUAAAUUAUGAAUGUAGUUUAGAUUUAAGAGAAAUAUAUUUAACCGUAUUUCUGUAUGAAAUUAUAUGUAGUUUUUAUGUGAAUGAUUGAAUAAUGGAUUUUGAUUAUUAAAUUGUUUUAGGGGAUAAGUAAAA